Molecule: messenger RNA, 2025 nt
Organism: Melanotaenia boesemani (Boeseman's rainbowfish)
Lineage: Eukaryota; Metazoa; Chordata; Actinopteri; Atheriniformes; Melanotaeniidae
Product: aspartate aminotransferase, cytoplasmic-like
Exons: 9
Coding region: 114-1346 (410 amino acids)
Biological process (GO): L-aspartate biosynthetic process
Cellular component (GO): cytosol
Molecular function (GO): L-aspartate:2-oxoglutarate transaminase activity; pyridoxal phosphate binding
Source: RefSeq, a predicted model, not a curated record
UCUCUCAUGCACAUCCUGAAACAACUGAGUGAAGGUGAACCUAAACGUCUCUGGAAGUGUCCGCACCCCGUGUCCUCCUGCUCCACACCGGGAACAUCUGUCUAUCCUGAGCCAUGUCCCUGUUCAGUGAGGUCCCCCAGGCCCCGCCUGUAGCCGUCUUUAAGCUGACCGCUGACUUCAGAGAGGACAGCCACCCGCAGAAGGUGAACCUGGGAGUUGGAGCGUACCGUACUGAUGACUGCCAACCCUGGGUACUGCCAGUGGUCAAGAAGGUGGAGCGGCUCAUUGUGGAGGAUGAUAGCCUGAACCAUGAGUACCUGCCCAUCCUCGGCCUGCCCGAGUUCCGCUCUGCCGCCUCCAAGGUUGCUCUAGGAGACGACAGCGCCGCCAUCAAGGAGAACAGGGUUGGAGGAGUUCAGGCUUUGGGUGGGACUGGUGCGUUGAGGAUCGGGGCAGAGUUUCUGCAGCGGUGGUACAAUGGAGUGAAGAACACCGCCACGCCUGUCUAUGUCUCAGCACCCACAUGGGAAAACCACAAUGGUGUGUUUGCUGAUGCUGGAUUCAAGGACAUCCGUCCGUACCACUACUGGGAUGCUGCUAAAAGGGGCCUGGACCUCAGCGGCUUCCUAGAGGACCUGGAGAAAGCUCCUGAACACUCCAUCUUCGUCCUCCAUGCCUGUGCACACAAUCCCACCGGGACAGACCCCACCCAGGAGGAGUGGAAGACCAUCGCAGAGGUCAUGAAGAGGAGAAAGCUGUUUGUGUUCUUCGACUCAGCCUACCAGGGAUUCGCCUCUGGCAGCCUGGAUAAAGAUGCCUGGGCGAUUCGUUUCUUUGUCUCUGAGGGCUUUGAGCUCUUCAUCGCUCAGUCCUUCUCCAAAAACUUCGGCCUGUACAAUGAGAGGGUGGGGAACCUGACGGUGGUCGCCAAGGAUACAGAGAACCUGACCCGCAUCUUAUCCCAGAUGGAGAAGAUUGUGAGGACAACCUGGUCCAACCCACCAUCUCAGGGAGCACGAAUUGUCAGCAAGACCCUCAACAACCCCGAGCUGUUUGCUGAAUGGAAGGAUAAUGUGAAGACCAUGGCAGACCGGGUCCUGUUGAUGAGGGAUCAGUUGAAGACCAAGCUGGUAGCUCUGGGAACCCCGGGGACCUGGGACCACAUCACUCAGCAGAUAGGGAUGUUCAGCUUCACUGGCCUUAACCCCAAACAGGUGGAGUUCAUGAUCAAGGAGAAGCACGUGUUCCUGAUGGCCAGCGGCCGCAUCAACAUGUGCGGUCUGACCACCAAGAACAUGGACUACGUCGCUCAGUCCAUCCACGAGGCUGUCACCAAGGUCCAGUAAAGUCUGCCCAUGUCCACACGCUUCUCGCCUCCAUCGGCCACAGGAAGUGCAUCAUCUCUGUGCCCCGCCCACCCCACUUAUCCUCUUCUCUGAUUGGUUUAACUGUUGAACCAAUAGUAGGACACAUAAAAACGUUUUUGGAAGUGCAAUGAAGGAAUUUUAAAGGCUUGUUCUUUUCUGGUCUCAAAUGUUUUAUUCAAAUUAACUUUAACAAUUGAACUUGAGUAAAAAAUUCAUGUAAAUAAUCAGUUAGAUGUCUGACCAUUUCCUGCUUCUGCACUGAAUUGUAACUUAUUCCACAUCAAUACAUGAAAAAUUUUCCUGUUUUCUGCCUUUAAAAUGUAAAAACCUGUAUUCUGUCAAUUUAUUUAUGCAGAACAGAAUCGUUCAUGUUGAUUUUAAUUUGUCGAAGAUGACUGUAAACGCACAUGUUUUUGCUAACAUGUAUCCUCUGAGGAAACAUGCUUGUACCUGAUGUUCUCAGAUGUGUAAAACCACUAAGUUAAAACCACGCUGUGUGCCAUCUCCACUUUCUCUCCACCCUGCAGUGUCUUUUUCAGUCCAGGUGUGAUCGGCUUGGAACCUGCCAUCAGUCUCUCAGCUACACUCCCAUGUUGUACUGUUUGCAAUGACAUCCUGGCUGUUAAUGCAGAAAUAAACUUUAAACCACUUGAACCAA